CUCUAAGGUAGGAUCCGUAUUUUAGGUUAUUACAUUUACAUUAACGUUAACAAAGAGCGUUUCCAUGCUAAGCGUUGAAACACGUUCACCUGAUUACUUAUUUCUGCUCAUGGGUCUUAGUCUUCGUACAACUUGUAAUUGAGCUGCAUAAAAGUUUUACUAAAACGGAAACGAAAAAAUUUUGAAAUAGGCAGGUAAUGGCGAAAUCUGUUGCGCGAAAGGGAGCGUAUCCAUGCUAAGUGUGGAGCAGUUCGGCGAAUGACCUGUAGGUGACGAUUCAACGAUUCUGGUUACUAUCUGCUAGUAGGCUUCAAUUAAAAUCCCAAGAAUUCACUCAUUCAUCCAACUCUACUACUGUUGAUUGUCAGUGAUAGCUAUCGACAGCUGUCGAUAACCGGCGUUAUCAUGGGACCACGACAACGUCAACGGCAAUUAUUUUACUUGAAGAAAGAUCAGAAAAAAAACAAUGGCAGAAAAUAUUCGAAACCAGAGGAUUCUUCGGAUAUUGGACUUGUUUAUCCUGGAGGUGAUACGGCAUUUAAACUAUUAUUAUCGGCAAGAUUUUGUUCUGCCAUAUGGAGCCACAUAACUGACUGUGACGAAACGUAUAAUUAUUGGGAGCCGAGUCAUUAUUUGCUUUAUGGUACUGGCCAACAAACGUGGGAAUACAGUCCUGAGUUUGCCCUGAGAUCAUAUACAUAUUUAUUAAUUCACAUGGUCCCUGCAAAAUUGUAUUACUAUCUAUUGGAGCCUAAUCCAGUUUUAGUUUUCUAUUUUGUCAGGUGCCUCCUAUCUGUUGGUUGUGCUUUAUCGGAAGUAUAUUUCUACAAGAAUGUAUGUCGGGAAUUCGGAAUUCAUAUAGCAAGAAUGACAUUAGUAUUUCUGAUUGUCAGCUCAGGCAUGUUUAUUUCAAGUGCAGCAUUUCUACCAUCUUCAUUUUCAAUGUAUUUAAGUACUGUAGCUGUAGGAGCAUGGUACGAUCGGAAAUAUGAAUUUGCUAUCUUUGCUACUGCUAUUUCUUCGUUACUAGGAUGGCCUUUUGCAGCAUUACUUGGAUUACCUAUUGCUGCAGAAAUGUUAAUUCGCCGACAAGAGUGGAAAAAAUUCAUUAAAUGGACAGUAUUAUCUGCCAUUGUGAUUUUGGUUCCAAUGAUAUGGAUUGAUUCCAUGUACUUUGGUAAAUUAGUAGUGGCACCUCUUAAUAUAAUUCUUUACAAUGUCUUCACCAGCCAUGGUCCCAAUAUCUAUGGAACCGAACCUUUCAGCUUUUACUUUGUCAAUGGAUUCUUGAAUUUCAAUUUUGUCUUCAUCGGCUCGUUGCUGGCUCCAUUUGGAUUGCUUUUAACUUGGUCUGUUGUUCCGGCAAGACCUAGAAACCCUUUAUGUUUACCUUAUUGGUAUUCGCUGGCACCACUUUAUCUCUGGAUGCUUGUUUUCUCUUUUCAAUCACACAAGGAAGAGCGGUUUUUAUUUCCAAUUUAUCCCAUGAUCUGCCUAGCUGGAGCAGUAACAGUGGAUGUUGCUCAAAAACUAUAUUUUUUUGUUCGAACUCAACUGAGUUCAGUUCCUAUAACAUGUCAUUAUCUGCAAUACACUACACAUAUUAUGGUUAUGGCAUUUUUAUUAUGCGGUUUUCUUGGAUUAUCACGAUCUCUUGCAUUAUAUAAAGGUUAUUAUGCACCAAUGGAAAUUAUGUUGGAAGCUAAUAAGCUUGGAUCGGAAGGAAAAGUUCCAACUGAUGUAAAUGUCAAUUUUUGUGUUGGGAAAGAAUGGUAUCGUUUUCCUAAUAGUUUCUUCUUUCCAUCAAAUAACUGGAGGCUUCAAUUCUUGCAAUCCGAAUUUAAAGGACAACUUCCACAACCUUUCCCGGAUCAAGAAAAUGCCACGAGUAUAAUUCAGUCAAACUUUAAUGACUUGAAUAGAGAAGAGCCAUCACGAUAUUUUGAUAUCGAGAGGUGUCACUUUGUGCUAGAUUUGGAUCUUGGCACGGAAACAGCUUUAGAACCAAAUUACUCUCACCAACCUGAUCACUUUACUAUUAUUAAAUCGUCCAAGUUUUUACAUGCCUCGGAGUCCCAUCCAUUAUACAGAGCCUUUUAUAUUCCUUUUUUGUCAGAUAAAUUCUGUUCAUAUGGCUCAUAUAAUUUAUUGCAAAGUACAAAAUUCAAGUUGCUCUCAUCGUCCUCAAAGACAAAAAGUGCAUCAGCGGCGUGAAUCUCAGGACACAUUCCAUGCUACGAUUAAAACAUUAAACAUUUGUCGAAUGUUUGGACAUUUAAAACUUAGGAUGCAAGAGCACCACGACCAUAGCUGUAAAUAGAUAUGUAAAUAUAAAAAUAUCAUCGAUUGACUUUUGGUGUUCAGCGCAAUCGCUACAAAUGCUAACUCUAGAUAAGAGUAUCUACUAAUGGCUUGAGCAGUCGUGAUGUAGUUAUGUAAAUGCAUUAGCAGUGCAUAUUAAAAAAAAAGUAAUAUUACUUAGAUACAUAAACGAUAACUGUUGAAGAGUUAACACGUAUUUGGAAGAGGACAUCCAUCUUUAUUUCCAACUUUUGUACACAUUUCCUUGCAGUUUGAACAUAGGCAAUCCUAUUUUUGUAACAAUCGUAAAAUUGUAUAAUGCAAUAGUACUGCACAACAAUGAUCGAACCAUAAUUUCUAGGAUUGUAAUAUUUCUGUAUAUACCACCAAACCCUUGUAUGCUUCAUCGCACUUGAGCACAUGAAAGGUUUCACUAAACCAUCUUAACGUAAUUUUCAUUCAUUAUGACAUAAAGUGGUGAACGUGCGAUGUGUAUCUAAAUGAGACGCGAGCAGAUGGAAGUAAACAUUCUAU
Messenger RNA from Orussus abietinus, 2835 nucleotides. RefSeq names its product alpha-1,2-mannosyltransferase ALG9 (gene Alg9). The transcript is spliced from 12 exons. The record is from RefSeq and is a predicted model, not a curated record. Gene Ontology annotation, cellular component: endoplasmic reticulum membrane. NCBI's taxonomy places the organism in Eukaryota, Metazoa, Arthropoda, Insecta, Hymenoptera, Orussidae. Bases 406 to 2214 code for a protein of 602 amino acids. Gene Ontology annotation, molecular function: alpha-1,2-mannosyltransferase activity. Gene Ontology annotation, biological process: protein N-linked glycosylation.